Molecule: messenger RNA, 968 nt
Organism: Cheilinus undulatus (humphead wrasse)
Lineage: Eukaryota; Metazoa; Chordata; Actinopteri; Labriformes; Labridae
Gene: gjb7
Product: gap junction protein beta 7
Exons: 1
Coding region: 1-789 (262 amino acids)
Biological process (GO): cell communication
Cellular component (GO): connexin complex
Source: RefSeq, a predicted model, not a curated record
AUGAACUGGGGUUUCCUGGAGAACGUCCUCAGUGGGGUCAACAAAUACUCCACUGUGAUUGGUCGGAUCUGGCUCUCCGUGGUCUUCCUCUUCAGGAUCCUGGUGUACGUGGCGGCAGCUGAGCAGGUGUGGAAGGACGAGCAGAAGGAUUUCAUUUGUAACACUCGUCAGCCCGGAUGUGAGAACGCCUGCUUCGACAGCUUCUUCCCCAUCUCUCAGAUUCGUCUGUGGGCGCUGCAGCUCAUCAUGGUGUCCACGCCGUCCCUGCUGGUGGCGCUGCACGUGGCCUACAGGGAGUACCGCGAGGCCAAAUACAAGAAGAAACUGUACAAAGACAAGGGGAGCAUCGAUGGAGGGCUGUUCUGCACCUACACCAUCAGCCUGGUCUUUAAGACGGCCUUCGAAGUGGGAUCUCUACUCGCCUUCUACUUCCUGUACAACGGCUUUGAGGUUCCCAUCAUGCUCCAGUGCACUGAGAGUCCCUGCCCCAACACAGUGGACUGCUUCAUCGCCAAAGCCACAGAGAAGAAGAUCUUCCUCUACAUCAUGGGAACCACGUCCAUCCUGUGCAUCGCUCUGAACAUCGUGGAGCUUCUGUACAUCGCGUGGAAGCAGGUGUGGAAAUUUUUCACCAGGAGAUACGUCCCGGUGGAGGAGAAGGCAUCCCGUCACAGUCGACCAUCUGUUUCUAUCGUCAACAAGUUUGUGCCUGCUGAUCCCACUGUAAACACAGAGGACAGCCUCAUACAACAGACACAUACAGCAGAGAACCAGUCAGUCCAGUCCUAAAGGGAUCAUGUUCCCACAUCAGAGUGAAAAAAACAAACACAGAGAGCUUUGAUUGGCUGGAAAAACAACAUGGAGGACACUCAACUGUCUGUAUUUACAACCAAACAUGUCCAUUGCACUUUGGGACUAAAGCAAAAUGACGUGUUGUAUCUUACAAUGGCAAAGUUGUCAAUGUUUCC